AUGUUUUCUUGGUCAUUUUUUAUUUUUUUGUCUUUAUUUAAUUUUGAAGUAUUUUCUAAUCAAUGGCAUGAAAAAUCAUCAAAAGGAAUACGAUAUGACAACUAUCAUUUAUUUCGUAUAAAAUGUAAUUCAAAUAUAUCAGUUGAAAAGUUAAAUAACUGGCUAGAAAAAUUUGAAGAGAAACAGUUAAGUGAUAAAAAUAGUUAUCUUUCAACACAUCAAAAUUCUUUUGAUAUAUGGUCACCAGCACAUAAUCUUAAACCAUAUGCAGACGUUUUGGUGUCUCCUGAAAUUGUUUAUGUAUUUAAAGAAAAACUAAUAAAUGAGGGUUUUAAUAAUUAUAAAAUUAUACAUAAAAAUGUUCAAAAACAUUUGGAAGGAGAAAAAAAAAACUUACAAAAUGAAGAACAUACUUUUAGACGAAAAAAAAGAAGUAUUGAUGAUUCAUCAUUAUUUUUCAAUAUUUUUACAUAUAAUUCAGUUGAUAAUAUAAAUAAAUAUAUGAUAAAUAUGGUUAAUAAAUAUCCACAGUAUAGUCAAUUAUUAAAUGUCACAAAAACAUAUGAAAAUCGUGAUAUGUUAGGAAUUAAAAUUGGUAUACCAGGAAUAUAUAAACCAGCUAUAAUUAUUGAUGCUGGAGUUCAUGCUAGAGAAUGGAUAGCACCUGCUUCAGCCAUAUAUAUAAUAAAUCAACUUUUAACAAUGGUUAAUAAAGAUAAUGACAUUAAAUAUGUCAUAGAAAAAUUUGAUUGGUAUAUAAUUCCAUUAGCAAAUCCAGAUGGUUACCAAUAUAGUAUGGAACAGGAUCGUAUGUGGAGAAAAACAAGAUCAAUAAAUAAAACAAUUAGUAAAUGGUGUAUUGGUGCAGAUGCUAAUAGAAAUUGGGGAUAUAAAUGGGGUGAAAUAGGAGCUAAUAGAUCACCAUGUUCUAAUAUAUAUUCUGGUAGUGAACCAUUUAGUGAAAUUGAAACAAAAGGUCUUAAAAAUUUUAUUACUUAUAAUGUAUAUGAUCCUCAAAUUUAUAUAUCAUUACAUUCAUAUGGUCAAGUUUUUUUAGCACCAUGGGGUUAUACAAAUGAUUUACCAAUUAAUCAUAAAGAUCAAAAAAAUGCUGCUUUAAUGGCUUUAGAUGCAAUAAAAAAUAUAAGUGGUGCUGAAUAUAUGUUUGGAACAAUAAGUGAAAUGAUGUAUCCAGCAUCUGGAACAAGUAUAGAUUAUAUGCAAAAUUAUGGUGUACCUUAUAUUUAUGGUAUAGAAUUAAGACCUGGUGAUGAUGAUAUAUAUGGAUUUAUAAUACCUUCAAAAUUUAUUGAACCAUCUGGUAAAGAAGUAUUAAGUGCUUGUAUAAAAUUGUGUCGCUAUGCUUUAUCAAAAUCAAAUUUGAAUUAA
Messenger RNA from Strongyloides ratti, 1389 nucleotides. RefSeq names its product Peptidase M14, carboxypeptidase A domain and Proteinase inhibitor, carboxypeptidase propeptide domain and Proteinase inhibitor, propeptide domain-containing protein. Gene Ontology annotation, biological process: proteolysis. The record is from RefSeq and is a predicted model, not a curated record. The coding region runs from base 1 to 1389 and encodes 462 amino acids. Gene Ontology annotation, molecular function: zinc ion binding; metallocarboxypeptidase activity. Lineage: Eukaryota; Metazoa; Nematoda; Chromadorea; Rhabditida; Strongyloididae. The transcript has 4 exons.